Molecule: messenger RNA, 2345 nt
Organism: Pipistrellus kuhlii (Kuhl's pipistrelle)
Lineage: Eukaryota; Metazoa; Chordata; Mammalia; Chiroptera; Vespertilionidae
Gene: MYD88
Product: MYD88 innate immune signal transduction adaptor
Exons: 5
Coding region: 80-970 (296 amino acids)
Biological process (GO): Toll signaling pathway; innate immune response; positive regulation of canonical NF-kappaB signal transduction
Cellular component (GO): plasma membrane
Molecular function (GO): TIR domain binding; Toll-like receptor binding
Source: RefSeq, a predicted model, not a curated record
GGGGGCAGACCGGAAAGGCAGGAGGAAGUGCGGGCCAGAGAUCCGACGGGACUGUGCGGAAGCUGCAGGGCUGCCGGCGAUGGCUGCAGCCGGCCCGGGUGCGGGCCCCGCGCCCGUCGCCUCCGCCGCGGCCUCGCUGCCCCUGGCCGCGCUCAACGUGCGCGUGCGGCGCCGCCUGUCGCUGUUCCUGAACGUGCGCACCGCGGUGGCGGCCGACUGGAGCGCGCUGGCCGAGGAGGUGGGCUUCGAGUACCUGGAGAUCCGGCAGCUGGAGGCGCACGCCGACCCCACGGGCAAGCUGCUGGACGACUGGCAGGGCCGGCCCGGCGCCUCGGUGGGCAGGCUGCUCGAGCUGCUCGCCAAGCUGGGCCGCGACGACGUGCUGCUGGAGCUGGGGCCCAGCAUCGAGGAGGACUGCCAGAAGUACAUUCUGAAGCAACAGCAGGAGGAGUCUGAGAAGCCCUUACAGGUGGCCGCUGUGGACAGCAGCGUCCCCCGGACAGCAGAGCUGGCGGGCAUCACCACACUCGACGACCCCUUGGGGCAAAUGCCGGAGCGGUUUGAUGCCUUUAUCUGCUACUGCGCCAGCGACAUCCAGUUUGUCCAAGAGAUGAUCCAGCAGCUGGAACAGACAAACUACCGGCUCAAGUUGUGUGUGUCCGACAGGGACGUCCUGCCCGGCACCUGUGUCUGGUCCAUUGCCAGUGAGCUCAUCGAGAAGAGGUGCCGCCGGAUGGUGGUGGUUGUCUCAGAUGAUUACCUGCAGAGCAAGGAAUGUGACUUCCAGACUAAGUUUGCACUCAGCCUCUCUCCAGGCGCCCAUCAGAAGCGACUGAUCCCCGUCAAGUACAAGGCCAUGAAGAGAGAGUUCCCGAGCAUCCUGCGAUUCAUCACGGUCUGUGACUACACCAACCCCUGCACCAAGUCUUGGUUCUGGACUCGCCUUGCCAAAGCCCUGGCCCUGCCCUGAAGACUGCCCUGGUACCCUGGGUGUCCGCGUGUCCGUCUGCCUGUACGUGUACUCCUGCCCCUGCCUCCCGCUGCGGUUGUAGGGGGAUUCCUUGAGAUGCCAACUCCAUGGGCACAUCCGCAGCCACUGGACACUUCUGGACAUCACACUGCAUGUCCUGCGUGGAACCAAUGGCUGCCAGGGGAUGUGCCUGCCGGGACUCGGAGGCGCCAUCUCUGGCCCAUCCACAUGCCAUAGACCUCAGUUUCUCCGCCUGGUAACUCUGUAGGGUGAGGAGAACAGGCAGUCGCUGUGUUCAAGUCACUGUGGGAAAUGGCGGGGCCUUGCGCCGGGUCUCCUGGGGCAGCCAGAUCGUGGCUGGGAGAGAGCUGGCAGCUGGGGCCACGUGCUGGUUACUGCCAGGGCAGUUGUUUCCACAAGGGUGCCUGCUCAUUGCCCACCUCACACCCCACUUCCUCCUGCCCCGCGGGGUAGAUACGGGCCUAGCACAGAGAUCCCGCCUUUGAGCCUGAUUCCCCCCCUCCCUGUGGGUUCCCCUCUGUCUGCCUCUUGGAUUCCUCCCAGCCUCUUGCCACGUUCGGUGGGACAAGUUCUCCAAGCGGUUAGGGCUGCUUUCACGUCAACCCACCCAGGUGCCAGUGGUCACACGCCCACCUCUGCCUGGCACGGGAUGGGACCCAUCAAGCUUGGGUUCUGAGGCUGGAUCAUGUGGGAGAAGCAAGAAGCCUUCCUCCUGGGGCCACCCACAGAGAGCUUGCCCACCAGCGUUUCUACCUGGAUUGCCUUACAAAGUUACUUGGUGGGACCAGUUUACAAACCAUAGCCACAUAAGAGCCUCCUGCCCCAGAGCUUGUGGGCACAUGGACAUACAUACAUAUACACACAUGCAAACACACGCACACCAUUUUCCCCACUUCAUUGGAACCAGCCUCUAAACAGGACCAAAUAUGCCAGGAUUUACGCCCUCACACAGCAAGCCAGCAGCAGACAGCUGUGUUCCUCUCCCUCUCCAGGGAAUUUGUACAGUAGUUCAUAUCUGAAGCUCUCUUUUGGGGAGAAAAUAUGGUCUCAGGUCUCAGAGCAGAUCCCUGGACCCUAAAUCUAAUAGAAGAUGUGUGCCUUUGUUCCCCCUCCAGCAUGGCUGGUGUGGGGUCUGGGGAGGGCCUGAAGGCCCCUCUCUGCACCAUCAUGAUGAAGCACUUAGCCCCAUGCACCUCUCCCCACUUUGAUACUGGGGAGUAUUUUGUAAAGAUUUCCAGGAAGUAUUUCACACCUAUUUUGUAUGCGUUUCGAGGAGUUCAGAGAGAACUGAGAAAUGUCUGUGUCAUUUCUCCUGUAUCCUGGGUUUAUAAUAAAGAGUUUUCUAUUUUGGGAA